CUUCGCAAGUCUUUCGAUUUUUUAACUUCCUGAUUCCGUCAGCUGAUCCUGACACUUCCUUCGACUUUUCAUUCUCCUCAUAUCCUAUAGUGUUUGUCACGCCCAAUCUGUUAAAACAUUCUACAGCUGAAAUUACAAAUAGCAACAACAUAAUAUCAGUAAUGCGUAUAUCCGUUUCUUAUUGAGGUCAUUCCGUGUGAUCAAAAUUGGUCGGCCUAGUUAUGAAGCUUUACAGCUACAUAUUAAAGUGUGAAAUUUACCAGAUUUUAUACGUGCAGGAUGUGUAAUUUAUCGCGAUACGAGGACUUUUUGGCCACGGUUACCAGAGCUUUCGAUCCGAAAUUCUUGUUUCUCACUGUUAUCCCUUUGGUGGCGGGACUCAGUACUCGGCUUUAUUCCAGGCUAUUAUUGAGUGUGUUACUCGCGGAAUAUUUCAACACUUUGUUGAAAUGGAUACUUGCCGAGGAUCGUCCUUUCUGGUGGGUACAUGAAACCAAUGAAUUCACCUCGCUUAAUCGGCCCAAGCUGUAUCAGAAUGAGUACACGUGCGAGCCAAGUCCGGGAAAUCCGUCCGGUCAUUUAAUGACCUCGACCACCUACCUGUAUGUGAUGUUUUCCGUGCUCGAGGAAGCCGUUCUGCAAUAUGGUCGUUCUGUUGUUAUUGCCCUGCGUGUAUGCUACUACUUGAUGCUGCUGUUCAUUUCGGUUUCGCGGAUGUAUUUUGGAUGCCACUUUCUACACCAAUGUAUCUUCGGAAUCUUAUUGGGGGUUGUACUGACGAAGUUGACCAUGUCGCUCAGCUUCGAAAAGCACUUAACCAAACUGUCCAGGAAACGUCGAAUAGCUUACUGCUGCCUAACUUGUCUAGUGUUGCUAGGAAUUUAUUGGGGACAGAAGCUAAUUGGUGUUGACCCUCAGUGGUCGGUAAAGAUGGCCUUCAAAUGGUGUGACGAUCCAUUUUACUUAAAUCCAAGCACCACGCUGGUGUUUAGUGCCAUACGCCUUACCGGUUCACUGGUUGCUUUUGCAAUCGUUGGACCCGUACUGAAAUCCGCUCCGCUCAACUGGAAGCGAAGUAUCCCCUUAACGCUAGUAAUGAUGGCUGCCAAGUGGGUUGCUGUGAGCUACACCCCACGUUACCACGGGGUUGUCGUAUUUUAUCUGUACACCUUUCUAACACAUCUACUUUUCACCUUUGGCUAUAUGCGACUAGUGCCAGCGGUUGCCUCCGCUACAGUUGACUCAAGAGUACAACGCAACUCUAGGCCCAAGAUCAACUGAACAAUAGCUCCUAUCAGAACUGCAUCAUACAUUAUACAGCUUCUCGAAAACCUUGUAGAUUAUCGCUUUUUGCAUAGCACAUAUCAAGCGCAACUUUAGCUCAGCUGGUAAUAAAAUUAUUUCUUGAAAAAUGUUGAA
Topomyia yanbarensis is the source of this 1419-nucleotide messenger RNA. RefSeq names its product glucose-6-phosphatase 3 (gene G6P). Gene Ontology annotation, biological process: gluconeogenesis; glucose 6-phosphate metabolic process. Bases 280 to 1281 code for a protein of 333 amino acids. Gene Ontology annotation, cellular component: membrane. The record is from RefSeq and is a predicted model, not a curated record. The transcript has 4 exons. NCBI's taxonomy places the organism in Eukaryota, Metazoa, Arthropoda, Insecta, Diptera, Culicidae. Gene Ontology annotation, molecular function: glucose-6-phosphatase activity.